Molecule: messenger RNA, 984 nt
Organism: Alternaria postmessia
Lineage: Eukaryota; Fungi; Ascomycota; Dothideomycetes; Pleosporales; Pleosporaceae
Exons: 2
Coding region: 1-984 (327 amino acids)
Biological process (GO): RNA catabolic process
Cellular component (GO): extracellular region
Molecular function (GO): RNA binding; ribonuclease T2 activity
Source: RefSeq, a predicted model, not a curated record
AUGAAGGCUGCUUUUUCCAAGGCCGGAGCUGCGGCUCUGCUUGCGACUACGACAAAUGCACAGCUCUAUCCCAACCAAAGUCCCCUAAACCACACAUGCCAGCUACAAGAGCCAUUGCUGUCUUGCCCUUCGCAAGACCCGUCCAUUGUCGAUUCCUGCUGUGUCGAGACUUUUGGUGGACUUGUGCUAAGCACCCAAUUCUGGAACACGUACACCGGUCGCGAGUCUGAAGGCCAACUCUUGCCCACCGACACAUGGACCCUCCAUGGUCUAUGGCCGGACUUCUGUAACGGUAGUUAUACGCAAUACUGCGACUUGAGCCGCCAAUACGAUCCUAUCCCCAGCCCGAACACCACCAACAGUCUACCAAAUGGAACAUUUGUUCCCCCGUAUAACGGCUCCAACAUCGGCACCUUCCUCGAGCCGUUUGGUCGCUACGACCUACUCGAAUACAUGAACACUUACUGGAUCGCAUGGCAGCAAGACAAUCCAGGUUUCUGGGGCCACGAGUUCUCCAAGCACGCAACCUGCUUUUCUACCUUCAACGUUCCCUGCUACGGUCCGCAGUACCGCGAGCACGAAGAUGUUGUUGACUUUUUCGAGACGGCUAUCAAGUACUACAAGAGGUUCCCGACUUUCGAUUGGCUUGCCGCCAAGGAUAUCACACCCUCAAACUCAACCACCUACUCUUACUCCGAUCUCGUCGACGUGCUGCAUGAGCAGCAUGGCGGCAUUCCCUUCUUGGGUUGCUCUGGUCCUAGGUACAAUGCGACAGAGGCUGGAAAGAACACGACUGACAGGGGUUACACUAUCCUGAGCGAGGUUUGGUACUACGAGCAUGUCUAUGGUCGCCCCCAGGAAGGCAACGCUAUUCCUGUAAAUGCUUCCGCUAGCUACCUCACCAACUGCGCUACCACAGAAGGCGCAAUUCACUACCCAGAGAGGACUAACGGGUCAGAGAAGGCUCCUGUAGUUCCGUUCUAA